CUUGGAUACCAUAUAAACUGGGCUUUUCGAGUUGCUUUAAAAAACUAUUGCAACUGCUGUUCCAACAACCCCAAAAUCGACAAAAAAGAAAAUCAGACGGGCAAAACAUAUACCUUGCUUACAGACAUCGCAAUGCUACAAAAUCUUCCUUACGACUUGCAACAAGUCAUUUGCGAGAUGGCCAUAGGUCCUAAUGGCAAUGACCCAUUCGCUUUCCGGGCCAUGCGAGUAUGCAAGCUGUGGGCUCACUAUGUUUGCAGCGUUCUGUACAGGAAUUACAUCAUCAAUGACUAUUUACAGUUCGUCGGCUUUGUCAAAGUUGUCUCGUCAGACAAUCCAUUGUUGCCCUACGGCGCAUAUAUCCGUUCGGUUGACUUGACAGCCGUCAAUCGCUACGGCAUCGACAUGCGCGCACACAAGCUGAUCAAACACUGUCCCAACUUGCUAUCGGUCACAUUGGGCCAUCCUACGUCCGUGAAGCCGUCGACCAUCAUGAUGAUGGCGCGUCACUGCAAGAAGCUGCACUCUCUCCAGAUUGGUGGGCUGGAAAGCCAUCCUUUUAUGCUAGAGUGCAAUUUCGCCUGCCUCAAGAGCCUGCGACAUGUUGACAUUCAUACUACCCCGCUGACUGGUUCUUCGCUGAACUCGCUGCCCAUUACCCUUGAACGAGUCCGGUUGAUGAAACUGGAUAGCUUGGAAGACCAGGAUCUGGCCACCUUUGUCAAGAACCGCAAGAAAUCCCUGAAAUCCCUGGCAAUAAUCCGCUGUGUGCGUUUCAAAGGGCGUAUUAGUGACGUCUUGCAGCCAUUGACCCAUUUAGAACAACUGGAAUUGGUUGGCGCCACCAUUGACGACAAGCGUAUGGAGGGUUUAUUUGAUUUACCUUUUACGCUCAAGAGCUUGCGCCUCUGUGAUACCCAAAUCAGUGAACAAACGAUAUUAGCUUUGGCUGCUGGUCGGCUCAAAGUGCAUCAUUUGGAUAUCUCGCACAAUCCUCUGCUUACAGACGACUGUGUAAAGUCACUGCUGCUGAAGCGCCAUCUGUAAUUUGUUUUUUUUUGUCCCUUUGUUUUGGUUCACAAACGACGACAACAACAACAUCAGCCCCGUAUACAAAUGCCUCCAGCGCUCAGCAUUACUCUUACCACACAGUAACCACAACAACACACCCGCGUCUAUAUAUAUCUCUUGUUUCUAUCACCGACUGUAUAUGUUGUCGCUGUAAAUAACCUCUUUCAAUCAAGCGUCCAUAUGCAACCGUCUUGAAUUGUCGUGUUUGUGUAAUUGAACGGCGUAACAUCGUCUUUUUUUUUACCUGGUUUGGACACGAGUAUAAUGC
This is a messenger RNA of Zychaea mexicana, 1339 nucleotides long. RefSeq lists its product as uncharacterized. The transcript is spliced from 2 exons. The coding region runs from base 133 to 1047 and encodes 304 amino acids. NCBI's taxonomy places the organism in Eukaryota, Fungi, Mucoromycota, Mucoromycetes, Mucorales, Lichtheimiaceae. The record is from RefSeq and is a predicted model, not a curated record.